AGUAUGUGAGUGGUGCAGAGUAGUGAGCAGCAGCUGUCUGGACAUACAUUUUGUCUGGACAUACAACAGGUUUGGACAUACAUUAUGUCAUAAUAAUAACAAAAAGCAAUAAGCAUAAGCAAUUUAUAAAAGAGGUGCACCUGUACCCUGAGGUGUUUAAUGCUCGUUCUUUUUAAUAAUGGCAAAGGCAUGAAAAAGUCAAUCCCGUCAAGGCAUCCAGCUUUCGCCGCGUGCAUGACCUUGCUAAUACCCAAUUCACAUCUCAGGUUUAAUCUUAUCAACUGUAAACAUAAAGCGGUUUUCACACGAGGGCGGUGUUCAUCUCGGAGAUGACGUCAAGAGGCAGGUCUCGGUCGAGCCCACCAAUGAGACAGGCAGUUCGGUUCUUUUGGGGCACAUCGCAAUGAAUGGGUGUCGUUGCUUUACAAGGCAAAGGAGCAAUCACAACAAGACGCGGAUAUUGAGGGGAUGCGGCAUCGGCACGCGGGAGCUGUCCACCAGCAGCACAGCAACGACACGGAUGCUCGUGACAGUCAAAAGGAAGGAUCUCGUCCAGUCGCCGCGCUCUUUAGUCUGCCGCCCCCUCCGCCAUCGAUAAAGGAGCGAUCCACCUCCUCACAUCACAGCCGACAUGUACAGCCUUGUCCGGACCGCGGCACUAGGAACGGCGAGUGCGUGCCUUUGACCGGCCACUGCAGCCUCGCGCACAGUGACCGUGCGCCUUACGACAACCAGCCGCAUCCGUUUCCAGGGGCCUCAUCUGGCUAUCAGUGUCAUUUUGAGGGGCUCUCGCAGAGCAGCCAUUCUCCUCAGCACAAAUCUUCCGUUUCCCCGCAGCCCUCCCCAUUUGAUCUGCUGCCGUCGCCUCUGCCUUCGCACAUUUCUAAUACGCGGGAUACGCGCCAAAAGAGUACUAAUUACAAACAAGACAUCUUACAGCGUCGCGUCGGGGAGGGGGGGCGUCGAGACCAAAACCAGUUGCUGCAGCAACCUUGUUAUAAUCAACAAAGGGACCCCUCCUUUGAGCUACUCUUGCCAAACUCUUGUCAAGGACAGAUAAAUGCACGCGAGGAAGCAGAAAAGGAGAGGCAAAUAAUUGAGCCUCAGGCUCAGUUACUGUUGGGCAGCAGCUUGCCCAUCAACUACUGCAUCAGCGGAUCGGGACAAGUGUGCAGAAACAAGCAGGCGCCGCUGUUGCAGCAUCAGCAUCAGCAGGGUCGCGCGCAGGAACACAGCCUCCAGCGGCAGCAGAGUGACCGAGACAGCAGCGGGUACCAGGAGGGGAAAAUCGCAAUCUGUCAGCCGUAUCAAUGCGAGCGCGCGCUAGAGAGAACCUCGUCGGUAUCUAGUAGUGACAACAGCAGCCCCCCGUACGGCUCCAGCAGUCAACUGUGGCCAGAGCCCCACGACAAGGAGGACAGGAGAAAUCGCGCAAGCAAACACAAGGCACAUGCUGAGCGAACAAAGCUGAGCCAUGCUGGAUCCAAGCCCUCCCUCUCCGAGAGCAGUCACUCACUCCCUCAGAUAGCCAUGAACAGCUGCAAGUACAAUGGAGGAGUGGUAAGGCCACUGGGCAGCCUGGCGGCGUCACGACGCAACCUAGCAGAGCAUGACUCUGAGACCCAGCCGCUCCAGACACUUCACAGCUCUGGCCUGGAAGUGGUUGUCUCUAAGGGCGGUGGCGAGGACCCCAGCAAGGCGUCCAAUGAGAGCCUGGUCCGAGAGAGUGGCAACGAACCACAGAAAAAAAAUAAAGAUAUUGGCUACAAGUUGGGCCACAGGAGGGCACUUUUUGAGAAGCGCAAGCGGCUUAGUGACUAUGCCCUGAUAUUCGGUAUGUUUGGGAUCGUUGUCAUGGUAACAGAGACUGAACUGUCUUGGGGGGUUUACACUAAGGAAUCUUCAUAUUCAUUUGCACUGAAAUGCCUUAUCAGCCUUUCCACUGUUAUUUUGCUUGGUCUUAUAAUAAUGUACCACGCUCGGGAAAUACAGCUGUUCAUGGUGGACAAUGGGGCGGAUGACUGGAGGAUAGCCAUGACAUAUGAGCGCAUCUUCUUCAUUGUCCUGGAGCUGCUGGUAUGUGCCAUUCACCCAAUCCCGGGCCAGUAUGUGUUCACAUGGACGGCCCGGCUGGCUUUCACCUACGUGCCCUCCGUGGCAGAUGCCGACGUAGACAUCAUCCUUUCCAUCCCCAUGUUCCUCCGCCUCUACCUGAUUGGCCGGGUCAUGCUCCUUCACAGCAAGCUCUUCACCGACGCAUCCUCACGCAGCAUAGGUGCCCUCAACAAGAUCAACUUUAACACACGAUUCGUCAUGAAGACCCUUAUGACCAUCUGCCCGGGCACCGUGCUGCUGGUCUUCAGCAUCUCCUCCUGGAUCAUCGCGGCCUGGACCGUUCGGGUCUGUGAGAGGGAUGCCAUGUAUCAUGACAAACAGGAAGUCACUAGUAACUUUCUGGGAGCUAUGUGGCUAAUUUCCAUAACUUUCCUAUCAAUUGGCUAUGGAGAUAUGGUUCCUCAUACCUACUGUGGGAAAGGGGUCUGUCUGCUCACAGGAAUCAUGGGAGCUGGUUGCACUGCACUUGUAGUCGCAGUGGUAGCCAGAAAGUUAGAAUUGACAAAAGCUGAGAAACACGUCCAUAAUUUCAUGAUGGACACCCAACUUUGUAAACGAGUAAAGAACACAGCUGCCAAUGUACUCAGGGAAACAUGGCUCAUCUACAAACACACCAAGUUAGUAAAGAAGAUAGAUCAUGCCAAAGUGCGCAAACAUCAGCGCAAGUUCUUGCAGGCCAUUCACCAAGCUCAGAAGCUCCGCAGUGUGAAAAUGGAGCAGAGGAAACUCAAUGACCAGGCCAACACUCUGGUGGACUUGGCGAAGACUCAGAAUGUGAUGUACGACCUGGUGUCAGAGCUGCAGGAACGCAGUGAGGAGCUGGACAAGCGUAUUGGCACAUUGGAGGACAAGCUGGACGCAGUCACCGGCAGCCUGCAGGCUCUGCCCUGUCUGAUCUCCCAAGCCAUAACUCAGCAGCAGCAGGACCUCCUGGAUGGCUUCGUGCACCGCUUCUGCCCUGCUUCGCUGGGCUCGGAACGCUCCUGGACCCCUUCCAGACGGCGGCGCUCGCCCUCCACUGCCCAGCACACUUCCUCCGACAGCGGCUAACGUGGGCCUGGACCUGCUCGCUGCUUCCAAAGGUCUCAGACUUAUAAACAUAAGAUGAACAAGCCGAGAUUGAGGACUCGUGUUAAUAAGUAGAGACAAAUUAUCAAAAAUAGUAGAUAUAUGGUUUAUGUUUAGCCAUUGUAUGGCUGUUCAAGUUAGCUUUUUUAUAAAGCCCUCAUAUAUUUACAAGACUGAGUUCAGGAAGCUGGAGUGAGUCCAGGAAACUGGUCCUUGAAAAUGCGAGAUCACGGGGUCCACGGGAAGGUGGGCCCAAGCAAUGCCUGCCAGAGUGAACCAACGCAGACCACAAAGGAGCGACGCACCCACAUAGAAGAGAUUCACUGGUCCUGUAUGACAUCUGUGCCAGGAUGAGCACCGAGAACACGUCACUUCAGCAUUCAGCUGGAGACGCAGGAGCACAUGACCUUACUACUGAGUAGAAUAAUGCAGGAAUGCCAACCUUAAGGAUUCAGUUCCCUUGGUCCAUUAAGGGAAAUUGGGUGCAACUAACCUUUUUUAGUUACAUAUUGGCAUGUUAUUUUUUUCAGUGCCUGAAUGUAUAGAUUGUGGAGGGUUGUCCAUUUACAAAUUUUGGAGCAAAUUUUUGUACAAUGUUAACACAAGCAUUGCAUUCCUUUUUCAGAUACAUUCCACUUGAAGACAUUUAACUUGUCUGUCUUAACAAUACCAUUAACUCUGUCGUACUCUUCUCUUAUUUUCUGAAGCCUUUCAAUACUUCCACCAGUUAGGGAAGGAAAAGAUGGAAGGAGGUAAGAGCAGGAAGGAAGGAAGGAAAAAAGGAAAGAAAUAUUGGAAGGAAGAAAAUAAAAGAAGCUGGUAACACUUUCAUUUUAACAAAAUCUGAGCUUCCAGAAGUGUUCACAUUACCGAGAGGCUGCGUUUUUGAAUCUGAAAUGACAGCACAGAGUGCUAAAUGCUGUGGUAGGCACAAAUGUAUGACAGGACUGAGAUUUAAACCUUGCAUGUUUCAGUGCAAUUGUGACGAAUGGAUUAUGGAUGGUUUUUUCAAAUGUGUGUGUGUGCUAUUUUGUUUUAUUUCACUUAUUUUUUACACAGAAAUGCAUUGGAUAGUAUUUUUAGAGUUGCAAAUAUAGCGGUGCAUUAAUGUGGUAAUGUAUGUUUAAUGCAUUCCUUGUUCUACCUACAAAUGAAUUCCUCAACCAAGAGAUUGGCGAAUCCGUGAAAACUAGAAUUAACACUAAACAAAUCAUUCUAUAAUCAUAAGAAGACCUUCUCUGAGAGAAUACAUCUGAUGGAGCGGAAGGAGAUGCUUCAGGAAGACAUUAUUGUGGCUCACACUUGCACUUUUCAGAACAUACCGUUAAGGCAGCUUGGAGCUAAAAUCUGUCUCUCCUGUUCACAUGUAUUUUACUGACAUCUAUGGAUUUAAAUAAUCACACAACUUUAAAAGCAACUGACAAUGUUAUGUGUUUGAUGGUGUAAUUGUCACAGAUUUAAAACCAAUGGUAAAUGACUGCAAACCAUCUCACUGCAACUUGCUUUAGAAAAGUUUUAUUUUUAUUUAUUUUUUUAUUAUUAUUAAUUUGAGUUAGUUUUCCUGUUAGUUUGAUAUAUAUAUUUUUUUUUUUAAAUCUGAGACAUUAUUUUAAUAUUUUUUUUUUAAAUAAGAUCAGGCAAAAAUGGGGUAGUAAUUAUUUCUGCUUGACUUAAUAUUUAGAAAUGAUAUUUUUUUGCCUAUUUUUAUUUUUCAAGAAUUUGGAUUCCUAACCAAAGCCUAUAUCCAUAUUAAAUUAAAAACUAAUAUAUUUUAUACAGCGUAUGACCACAUAGAAAUUAAGCUGCACACUCACUCAAAGACACAUACUUCAUUUGAGGUUGAAGCUAAAUUUCAUCCAAAACAUUUUUAAUAAUGCAUGUUUGCUUUUUCUGAUUUGCUCAUAAAACAUUUAAAUUAUUAUUAAAUUAAAAGUUUUCCAGUUUACCAUUUGGCGGCUUGAUCACAACUCCUAUCCAACUUGUUUCAGUCUUGUCAAUACUGUGUUUAGGUCUUACGUAUUUCCAGUCCUCUGUUCUUGUGUACAAACGAUGCCUAAAAUUAGCAACCUUGCCAAACAAUGAUGACUACAUUUAAAGUGAAAACUUCUCACAGCUUUCAUUGUUGAAAUAUACUUGACACUUCUAGCAGAUUUUGAUAAAAAGACGAACUGAGAAUAACAUUGUCAUAACAUUGAAUUUCUAAUGUAGACAAAAAUAGAAGAACAGGCUGCUUUACUAUUUAAGCUGCUGUUGGUGACCAAAAUCAAGUGCAAUUUAGAUAAAAAUAAUUUGGUGUAAAAAUGCAUGACCAUUACCCCUGUUCAUGCCUUUCUUUCACUGUCAACACAGUCUGAAUGUUGUUAUGUGCCAAUUAUGAAGUAAGACUCAGAUGCCUUCUGAUGUCAAACUGCAUACACGAGUAGAUGGAACACCAAAUCACUAGAAAGAUUUUUUUUUUUUUUUUUUUUUUUGACUACAUGAUUUUCUUUCAGAUUUUUCCUAAUUGCCUUUCUUUGUGAAAUACCUGUGAAUGAUUAUACAGAGAGAUGAACUUGCAUUUUGUAUCCUCCCAGGUUGACUGUACAUAAAGGCAUGGGUUAUCAUGGUCUCGUAUGUUGAGAUCCUCUUAUUUUGUUUACAUAGAGAUAGCCCAAGAAGCUACAGUGUGGACAAAAUCUACCCAUGUUUAAGAUAAUAAAUAUCAAAUUCUUUAGAAUA
This is a messenger RNA of Cyprinus carpio (common carp), 5901 nucleotides long. RefSeq names its product potassium intermediate/small conductance calcium-activated channel, subfamily N, member 1a (gene kcnn1a). Gene Ontology annotation, biological process: potassium ion transmembrane transport. Bases 469 to 3165 code for a protein of 898 amino acids. The record is from RefSeq and is a predicted model, not a curated record. Lineage: Eukaryota; Metazoa; Chordata; Actinopteri; Cypriniformes; Cyprinidae. Gene Ontology annotation, molecular function: small conductance calcium-activated potassium channel activity; calmodulin binding. The transcript is spliced from 11 exons. Gene Ontology annotation, cellular component: neuron projection; plasma membrane; neuronal cell body.